Raphanus sativus (radish) is the source of this 1147-nucleotide messenger RNA. RefSeq lists its product as uncharacterized. Bases 28 to 960 code for a protein of 310 amino acids. The transcript has a single exon. The record is from RefSeq and is a predicted model, not a curated record. NCBI's taxonomy places the organism in Eukaryota, Viridiplantae, Streptophyta, Magnoliopsida, Brassicales, Brassicaceae.
CACAUUCUUCUCCAUCACAAACCGGUCAUGUCUCCUCCCACACUAGACCAACUACACACUUACCAUGCCCAAGAAAGGGUGAUAUUCUCUAAACUGGUCAUACAAUUUGCAAGAUCACCAUCUGAAUCACUUCUUGUCAUGGCCACAUGGUUUUGGCUUGAAAGCUUUGGUUUUGAAAACAUUUUCUCAACCAUCUCUGAUCUUCCAGAUCAACUCAUCACACCUUUUGCUGACGAAGCUGUCUCCUGCUUCCGAUGCAUUGAGUCACCUGAUCCCCCAAUUGUCUUCAACCAAAUUCCUCUCACUUCAAGCCAUAUGCAACAACACAUCUCACUUCCCAUGAUUUACAAACAUCGAUACACCGCCAUUGCUGGAAUCAAAACCUUUCUAACCACCAUUUGUUCUAGAAUCUUUUCCGACAUCCUUACACAAGUCCUUCCAUAUUCUUCACCGCCAUGUUUCCUCCCCGGAUUCCACCACUCUCUGAUCAUACCUGGCUUCCCGCAUCCGACUUUCGGACACAUUAACGUCAUGCGACCUGAUGUACUCGAUGGGGAUAACACCUUCAACAACAACAACAACUCGUUCCUCUUCCCAAAGGGUGUUUGGGAGUGGAACGAUCACUGCAUGGAAAGCGAGAACGAUCGUACCAUGUUCAUAACGUUUUCUCGUGGCUUUCCUGUGUCACAGGCCGAAGUUAAGGAGCUCUUCACCAACAGAUUUGGAGAGAAGUGUGUGGUGGGCGUCUACAUGCGAGAAGACAGCGUUAAUCCACCUAACGCGAUUGCGUGUAACAAUGAUCAGCAGCAAUCACUGUUUGCAAAGUUGGUUUUGGACUCGGUCGUUACGGUGGAUCGUGUACUAGACGGUGAGAAGCUCCAAAAGUUUCGGAUCAAUGGUAAACACAUUUGGGCUCGUAAAUACAAUGAGAAGAAGGACGGACGUACAUGCUUUACCUAAAAGUCUAAAGAAAAUCUAAGUUUUCUUUUGUUUUCGAUCUUUAUCUUUAUAAUGCUAGAAUCUUAUAAUAUUAGAAAACAUAUGUAACGGCCCUAGCUCUUUUAGGCAUAUGUUUUCACAUAAUUUAAGGUUGUGUGUCACUUCAAAUAUCCAAUACAUUUCAAAUUUACUUUUAAACAAGAGUGAA